ACAUAAUUCCAACUCCAUCGACUUGCGUUCGUUUCAGUGAAUACAAAUCUUUCAUUAAUUUCCAAGUGUUUUAGACUAAAGCCCUGACUUUUGAUUAAGAUGAGGGCGCAGAAAGACUGUACUGUGUUACUAUUUUUCAACGCGAUUUAUUGGAUCCUGUUCAUAGAGUGUAGCAGAGCUAAAGUGAAUGAUAAUUACGAAUAUGGUACACCUAUUAAAAAAAGAGUAAGACGUUCAUUAGCAACAAUUUGUGUUGAAAUAAAACCUAGACACUUACAAGAGGAACCAUAUCUUUUGUGUAAAAAUGGAAAACUUCCCGGAUUUGUACAACAAGUACCAUAUACUAAAAAUAAUAAUUUCUUAAGCAACGAUCGCAACAUCAUACCCAUGCCCAAAUAUGGAGAAAAUAAAAGUAACUAUGUUGCACACCAACCUUUACUUCUCUUUCCAAAUGUGCAACUUAAUAAAGGAACCUUCGGCAUUUCGAACUUCGUUAAUAGAUAUAGUCAAUCGACUCAUUCUAAUUCGGAAAAGACUACACCUCCUUUGAAUUCCAGUCCCGUUGAUCAAAGAUUACCAACUUCGAUGCCAUUCAUAUUAAGCACAGUUAAAUACGAAGAGGACAAUGAAACACCAUCAAGACGUUAUAAUUCUAACAAUGAAUAUCUGAAAACUAGAAAAGACGACGAAGAUUGUAUUGCACAACUAUAUGACCUUAAUCAAUCAAAAAAUUUUUAUUUUAAUAACUUCGAUGCAAAGAAUUGCCUGGCUAAACUUGAUUUAGAGACUGAAAAAUCGAAUUUUAAUCCUACAAAUGAUGAUUCUGCUGACUCUUUACAAUAUUCAUUAAAUGCACCUAUCCCAAGGCCAGAGAUUGAAAUGGCUUCGCCAACCUUGGUAAAAGAAUUGCCAUUACUUUAUGACGCUACAAGUAUUGCUUCCCAACAAAUAUUUAGUGAAACCAGUAACCGAAACCAACAAUAUUCAACAGAAAGCCUUCAAUAUAAAUUACCGUAUACUAGCCUAAGGAGUCAGAGUAUAGAGAAAGGUCAAUAUGAUGAUUUACGGAAAGAAACACUAUCUGUCCCAGAAGCACCUUCGAAUCAAUAUUGUAAAGCUUGUCCACCUGAAACGGGGUUCACUUUACCACCUAUCAUUAUAACUCUACCAUGUUAUAAUCCUUCAUCUGAAGAUAAACUUUCGGACUCAUUUACUAGUUAUAGACCUCUUCCUCCAACCUACAAUAGUCCGUCAUAUGAAAAGUUUGUUUGCGAAAAUCAGUUUUUAAGACGGCCAGAAACUAGAGAAUUAGUCGGAUCCUCUUAUAACCCAUUGCUUCAUAUUUUUCAAACAAACCUGCUUCCUUAUUUCAGUAUGAUACCACGAUUAGGUGACUUACUAGGUUCAGCGCGUGUAUUAUUGCCAACGUCACAUGUCACAGACGGGAUAUUUCAAAGUACAACACCCAUCCCAGAAAUUUCGCGCUCAAAUCCAUUAACAUAUAUAUCCCAGCCAGCAAUGAUGCCAAUAAGCAAGUUCAAUAAUGAUUUACGUCCACACAUUGAGGACGACAAUGUAGCAGUACAGUUAGAUAAUAUGCAAAUAACAACACUGCCUAUGACCACAGUUUUAGCCGAGUCUUCGGAUGUUGAUUCCUUAAUAUCAAUAAAAUCAUUUGAGGAUUUGCAAAAGGGAGAUAAUUCCAAAUUACAAAGUCAAAGUGAAAUUAGAAAUUUUACAACAGCUAAACCUAACGAGAUAACGAAACCAUCUAUAACAGAAGAUUGGAAUCAAACUAGCGAAGAGUCUACUAAAAAAAUUUUGACAAUUAUUGAAAAGGCCCGACGCCUACAAAUGCGGCACAGGAUUAAUUAAAAUUGAAAAUGUCUUAAUAAUUAGCUUUGCAAAAUAGAAACUACUCAUAUUGAUACAUAUUUUGAACUAUUAAGCUUAAAAUUUUGUACAUAUAUGUAUAUAGUACUAUAUGUAGGAUGAAAUGAAUCGAAAUUAAUAAAAACUCAAUUUCGAAUUUUUUAA
This is a messenger RNA of Bactrocera neohumeralis, 2037 nucleotides long. RefSeq lists its product as uncharacterized. Bases 100 to 1875 code for a protein of 591 amino acids. The transcript has a single exon. Lineage: Eukaryota; Metazoa; Arthropoda; Insecta; Diptera; Tephritidae. The record is from RefSeq and is a predicted model, not a curated record.